AUGAAUGCAGCAGAUCUGAAAUAUUUAUCGAAGUCUGCAGUAUCAGUGGAAGAAGCCAGUAACCAAAAAGGUCGACCAGCAAAUGUACGUUACUCUUUUCAAAAGCAACAUCCACAAGCAGCAACGCAUCUUUUAAUGAAAUACAGUGAAAGUCAUGUACCUGUACUUUAUGGUCCACAAAUUCCUCGACGUGAUCGUGAAGAUACUCGAGAACGAUAUAGUCGAGCUCUUCUCUCACUUUUCGUACCUUGGCGCACUAUUACCGAUCUUUGCGACAUUAAUCAAACGUGGGAAGAAGCUUUUAAACUUCGACAAAGUCGUAUUUCUACCCAUUCAUGGAAGAUUAUAGAAAAUAUUCAACUUUUACAUGAAUGUAAAAAAGAUCGAGAUGAACAUUUACUUAAAGUUAUUGCUGAAGCUCAGACUGAUAAUGAUCCAAUCGAUCCUGUUCUCUUGCCUGCAAAUCAACAUGCUGAUGGCGAAUAUGAUAUGGAUGAUAGCGAGGAUUUCAUGGAAUUACUUGGCAAUUUAGAUGAAUACACAGCGGCAGCGAUUAAUGCUACCAAAAAGUCUACAGAAUAUCAGUAUAUUGAAGAAACUAUUAAAGCGGUCGAAAAUGUUGGCCGAUUUAGUCAUAUAAAUACUUAUCCUUAUUCAUCUUCAAAUCAAUCUCUUGAUUAUCUAAAUCAACAACUUGUACCAUUUAUUUCUGCAACACCAAAUCUUAUUCGAUUAAACACAAAAUGGCAAGAACAACUGAAGACUGAAAAAGAACGAGUCAGACAGAGUUUAAUCACAGGCAACUACGCCAAUACAGACGAUACAUUAGAUUUACAUGCUGCAAAGAAUGCCGUUGUGACAGUAGUGAAUCUGAAUAAUUAUAAUAAUAACAAUGUUGAAAAUUAUGCCUCGAUUCUUCCAGUGGUUUCUGUCACCACUAAUUUUCCAACUCAAAAAAGUAUUGCUGAUGAAUAUACAUUGAAUAGAGAACAACAAGCUGCAUUCAUGAUAAUAACAAGUCAUCUUGAUGAUGAUAGUCGAUGUCGUACAGGUGACAAUAAUGGACAACUUAUAAUGUGUAUACCUGGUUGUGGUGGCACAGGCAAAUCACAACUUAUUCGUGCUCUCAGCAAAUACUUUCUUGCUACGAAGAGAAUGCAAGUGAUGCGAAAACUUGCACCCACUGGUAUUGCUGCUGCCGAAAUAGGUGGUAUGACUAUUCAUUCAUUUUUGGGUGAACAGCGUAAUUCUGGCAAACCACGAACCAUCAAACCAGGUGAUUCAAAACUUGAAAGAGAAUGGAGACUCGUCAAAUAUUUAUUAAUCGAUGAAAUGAGUAUGGUUGGCUUAACUUUACUAGCAAAACUUAAUCGAAUUAUUUGUGCUGCAAAACAUGCCGAUCCUCAAGUUCCAUUCGGUGGCGUGAACGUUAUCUUCUUUGGAGACUAUUUACAAUAUAGACCUGUAUAUGAUGCACCACUACACACCGAUUUUUCAAUGCCAUCGAAAAAAAACUCAGGUAAAUUACUAAAUGAAAAAGAAAUUCAACAACGUGUUGCACGCUCUUUAAUUCUUCAAAUUAACUGUGUCGUAAAACUUUCCCAACAAAUGCGAACAGAAGAUCCACAAUAUCUUCAAUUACUCGAAAGACUUCGUAAUGGACAAUGUAAUCGUGACGAUUAUGAAUUAUUAUUAACACGAGUUGUUGGACAACCAUCAGUAGGCUCUCUACGUGCUUCACCAUGGAAUAAAGCUCCGAUUCUUGUGUUCCGAAACGAAGUGCGAACACAAUUGAAUAAUAAGGCAGUAAUUCACAAAGCAAUAGAAAUGGGACAAAGACCCAUGGUAUGUGUCGCUCAAAAUACCAUCAAAGGCAAACCAAUUGAAGACCCAACACUCAUUAAAAAAUUGUUAGAAUUAUCUGAUAGUAAAAUGGAGCAUUUGCCAGGUCUUUUACCUCUUGUUCCUGGAAUGCCUGUUAUUUUAACACAAAAUAUUGCUAUUGAACUGGGUCUUAUUAAUGGAAUGAAUGGAAUCUUUCGACAACUUGUUUACGAAGAAGAGUCUGUAUCAACAGAAGUUCUUUCCGACACAUUUCCAAAUAACACACAAUACAUCCAUCNUGAUGAACAUUUACUUCAAGUUAUUGCUGAAGCUCAAACUGAUAAUGAUACAAUCGAUCCUGUUCUUUUGCCUGCAAAUCGAUAUAUUGAUGGCGAAGGUGAUAUGGACGAUAGUGAAAAUUUAUUAGAAUUACUAGACAAUUUAGAUGAAUAUACAGCUGCAGCAAUUAAUGCUAUCAAAAAAUCAACAGAAGAGAAAUAUAUCGAAGAAACAAUUAAAACAGUCGAAAAUGUUGGCCGAUUCAGUCAUCUAAAUACUCAUCAUCAACCUUCUUCAAAUGAAUUUUUCGAUUAUCCAAAUCAAAAAGCUACUGAGAAAGAACGAGUUAGACGAAGUUUAAUUACAGGCAACUAUGACAAAGCAGAUAAUACAUUAGAUUUACAUGCUGCAAAAGAUGCCGUUGUAACAGUGGUGAAUCCAAAUAAUUAUAAAAAUAACAAUUUUGAAAAUUAUGGCUGGAUUCUUCCAGUAGUCUCAGUCACAACAAACUUUCCCACUCCAAAAACUAUCGCUGAUGAAUUUACAUUAAAUAGAGAACAACGAGCUGCAUUCAUGAUCAUUACAAGCCAUCUUGAUGGUGACAGUAGAUGUCGUACAGGUAUUUUUACAAUAUAG
Messenger RNA from Rotaria sp. Silwood2, 2739 nucleotides. The record is from the annotation of a GenBank genome assembly. Lineage: Eukaryota; Metazoa; Rotifera; Eurotatoria; Philodinida; Philodinidae.